Coccidioides posadasii C735 delta SOWgp is the source of this 243-nucleotide messenger RNA. NCBI's taxonomy places the organism in Eukaryota, Fungi, Ascomycota, Eurotiomycetes, Onygenales, Onygenaceae. The record is from RefSeq and is a predicted model, not a curated record.
CAGCAGUAGGCAAGGAUCUGACAGGUAGACAGUCGAGCAGACGAAAAUGAAUGACUGCUACUUCGAAAAGAGAGACUGGCGGCAGUGCAGCAAAGAAAUGGAGGCGUUCCGAGAGUGCUGGAAACGCAAGGGGAACGACCACCGGACCCAGACGAAGGACGCGUGAAGGCGAAGGGACAGCCGUGACUAGAAUAUCAUCAUCUCUGUACAUUAUUUAGCGAAUCCAUCUCCGUUCAUCUUCUG